AUGCUGGAAGAAGAAGCUUUGUCCGCCUCUUUCUUUGAGUCUUCUAAAUUUCAGCCUUCUGUUUCGGCAAGCCCUGAAAUCCCAGAAGUUAGUCAGUCUGCUUCAUUUACCACAGAUUCCUUAAACAACAUUAACCCAUGGGAUCCUCCUCAGCAUGAUAUUUCAACUAUUUUGAAUUUAAAUUCCUUUUCUGCUUCGCAUCCUCCACCAAUGCCUCUACAAGCCGAUGAUCCGUGGGCUAUGCCUGCAACAAAUAUGUCAAAUCCUACAUAUCCUCAACAGACAAAUUUUCCUAUAAAUAACAACAUUAAUGCUCCUGCAAUUAUUACCACGUUGCCUAGCGAAGACGAAUUCCAGUGGUUUUAUGAUAUGGACCAUAUUACAGUAAAUAUCGCUCCAGAAAGAGAUGAUAACCAAUUAAAAUUUAAUAAUAAUAGUACAUUACAUUUAAAUGAUAUAUCAGACAUACUUCAAGGCCAAGUGAUAUCGCAUAUAAUCGAUUGCCAUGCCUUUGAAAUAAUAAAUGAUUGA
This is a messenger RNA of Racocetra fulgida, 531 nucleotides long. The record is from the annotation of a GenBank genome assembly. NCBI's taxonomy places the organism in Eukaryota, Fungi, Glomeromycota, Glomeromycetes, Diversisporales, Gigasporaceae.